Messenger RNA from Manacus vitellinus (golden-collared manakin), 6437 nucleotides. Its product is annotated as E3 ubiquitin-protein ligase RBBP6-like. The record is from RefSeq and is a predicted model, not a curated record. NCBI's taxonomy places the organism in Eukaryota, Metazoa, Chordata, Aves, Passeriformes, Pipridae. Gene Ontology annotation, molecular function: ubiquitin protein ligase activity; zinc ion binding. Gene Ontology annotation, cellular component: nucleus. Gene Ontology annotation, biological process: mRNA processing; ubiquitin-dependent protein catabolic process; protein ubiquitination. The transcript is spliced from 3 exons. Bases 25 to 402 code for a protein of 125 amino acids.
AGCGGGCGCCGCCCGCGCCCCGCCAUGUCGUGCGUCCACUACAAGUUCUCCUCCAAGCUCAACUAUGACACGGUCACCUUCGACGGGCUCCACAUCUCCCUGAGCGACCUCAAGCGCCAGAUCAUGGGCCGAGAGAAGCUGAAGGCGGCCGACUGCGACCUGCAGAUCACCAACGCGCAGACCAAAGAAGAAUACACCGAUGACAGUGCCCUGAUUCCCAAGAACUCCUCGGUGAUUGUGAGGAGAAUCCCCAUUGGAGGAGUGAAAGCUACAAGCAAAACAUACGUUAUAAGUCGAAGUGAGCCAGUGAGUGGGACAUCAAAAGCAGUAUGUAAAAACACAAUCUCACACUUUUUUUCCUACACAUUGCACUUAAUUCUAAACAAUGCAGCCUUUUAUUAAUUUGCCAAACAUUAACUUAAUAUCUUUUCCAGUAAAACCUAGUGUAUGUUGUAAAUACAUUGUAUUUGAUUCAGCAUAGUAAAAACUGAGUAAUGCCUUUACUUGCAGAGUUCUAAUGUGAAUAUUGGUAUUUUUACCUAGCAAUGCAUUGUAUUUCAUAUUGAAUAUGCCAGAAUCUCUCCUGUAUGACUCUGUGUUGUACAGAUAAUGUAUGAUCGUUUCAGAUCCUGUAGGCUCGAGGUUUGCACACUGAACAUGGUGCCAUGUUCUACAUCUGUCUGUCUAUAGCUAGUGAUAUGUAUGUUUGUAUAGGUUGUUGUGUGCUUUUUGUUUCUUGCAAUAAAAACUGUUUGGAGUGUAUUUUUUGCCAUUUUCACAUUGUAUCACUUAGCUUUUGUUUUUAAAUACCUUUUUUUUGCCUAAUGGUUUUUGAAAAUGUUUAUCAAAAACCACUGAGAAACCAUUAUUGUGAAACUUGGUGCUGUUCCUUACUUUUGACUUGGGGGUUCAAACAAAUACCAAACCCAGCAUAUCCCAGACGUUUUGAGGACAGUUCUGUGCAGCUAAAUGAUUCCUUCUCAUGUCCUUAAAUAUUGGGUAUUUGUUCCUGAAACUGUGUAAUUGAAGUGAUAUUGUUUGGGCCCCUCUGAGUACAGAAAUGUCUUUAAUAGCCUGACGUGAAUUUCGAUAUCGUUGCUACACAGAGUGGUAUUCUAAAGUUCUGCAUUUGAUCUCUCCCCUUAAUCUGGUGAAGCAGUUUAGUUCAACAGCAGUUUGUCUGCAAAUGACAAUAUACAACACAAAUUUUGACACCAGGUUAGAGCCUGGGGCGUUUGGGGGUGAAAUCCCUGUCAUUUUUCUUAACUUCUGCCUGCAGCACGUUUUUGGAUCUGGGUAACUCUGAGGCUGGCUGCUGCUGUAUUUCCCAAAGGUUAAGCCUUUCUUUAGUAUACCACCACUUGGAAUUCACAUUUGGAAAAGGGCAGCAUUUUCCUUCAGUUUUGCAAACACUGUUGUUGUGCUGCUAACAUACAAAUCCCCCACGGAAAUCCAGGUGAUGGGGUAGAUCUUGGUGUGCCACUUGGCCGGUACUGUGUGCAACUAUGCCUUUCCAAUAGUUCUUAGAGUACUGUUUGGUGGGGUUUAUUUUUCAUCUUUAUUUUAAAUAUAACUGCUUCUCCUUCACUAGACUGGUGUGAGGCAUUACACUAACCCUGGAUCAUUGGAUCUGAUCACUCGAUCAGCCGUUAGGAUCACUCAAUCUAGAAAUUCCUGAACUCUGGGGCUGUGUUCUGGGUAGAAUAAAGCCUCUGGUCCCCAUGGAAACAAUCAACCUCAAAUUGAAAAUUUUGUGCGUAGAUCUAAAAUCAGUAAAUGUGAUAUCUGUAAUUCUAUUGCUGAUUGAUUGGAAUUCCUUUUUAGACACAAAUGCCUCUGAUUGUGAGUUUGAGUUAGUUGAACUGGCCCAGUGACCCUAGUAGUUAAUGUAAUGCAUUUAUGUAAACCACGUUUAUAGUAUUUGAUCUAAUUCAGAUGGGGUUUUAUUUCUUGAAAACAGUUCUUUUUCUUUUUGUUUACUAGCAUGUGUAUAAACACAAACCACAUGUUCAUAAAUAAAGUUAACAUUCUUUUAGCCUCGUGUGUUCCCUGGCAUGUCUGUAUUACAUUGCUCAGUAGCAUCUUACCAUAAGCUAAUGUAGAUGUGUCAAAAAAGAGAAAAGGAAAAAUCCCGGAGUGGGAGGGAAGACUUAGUGUGAGUGAGAAGUAAUGGCAGGAAAGGAAAGGCAAAGCAAAGCCAUUCCUUGGUGUGCUCUGACUGCCCCUGGUUUGGGAGGGUGGAAGCCCUUGCAUCCCUCUGUACAAACCCUCCCUCUCUCUCACUGCAAAAGCCCAGCAGCCUCAGGAACUUCUGGGGCUGGAGACACAAAUAGUUUGUUCUUAAAGCUAACUCAGGUCUUGUUCUGAAGCGUGGGGGUUUGUUUGCCUUUAUUUUUUUUUUUUUAAUACACCUAUUUCUGCAUGUAUUUCAGAGUGGAACCGGGGUCUCGGUGUAGUAGGGGUAAAUCAUUGGAAAUUUUGUCAAUUAUUGAUGGACAGUAAAGCUGCAAAAUUAGAAUCAGUUAAGAUUUCUUUCUAAAGGAUGCACAAAAGCUUAUUUUUAAUGUCUUCAUUGUCUUAUACCAGCUGUCAUUGCACAUGUGGAACUGUGCUGGUGUUAGCACAGCCAGAGCCAGUGUGGGGCCUUUCUGCUGAACUGUCGGUGCUGCAGUCCAUGCAGGGCUCUUGGGCUCUCUGUCCCUGCAGUGCAGGAGUGCAGGGCCAUGCCCAUUGCUGUAGCACUGUCAGGCACAGCUGGGAGCCUUCCUGGCUGAACUGGCAGUGUAGCCAAGCUCCAGGGUUUAGGAAAGCCCUGGAAUUUCAGUGGAGCACUCCAGCAGUGCCAUCAGCCUUUGCCUCCCCUCUUCUGUCCCCCUGCCCACUUGGCUUCGUGUUAGUUUUUGUCAGUCUGCUGCAGGAAAUGGGAGUUAAUACAUUGGCUCUGGAGUUCAGGGUUCGGGGUCUGCUUUUUCUGGUUGUUCUUUUUUUUUCUCUAGUUCUUCUGCAGUGUUAUCUUGGGGUUGCAUACAAGCUCAUGGAGAUGUUUCUACUUGACUGUUUUGAGGGACUACCAGGAAAUGCUUCAGUAGAAAUUUAAAAGGAAAAAAAAUAGGCAGAAAUGUAGGACCAUGGAAAGAUGGCCAUUGGGCAAAUGCAUUGAAGAGUACAUUAAUUAUUUUUUUUUAUGUUUUUGGUAACUGUUCAAUAUCACCUCUUUUAAGAAAUUAGACUGUUGCCUGCAGGCCAUAUAAUAACUGCUUCCUAAAAAAAAUUACAAGAACUAAUUAAUAGUUUAUUAACUGUUGUGCUUCAGUUUCUGGUCAGUACUAGACUGUUUAAUGCUAGAGCUUUCCUAAUUUAUUUUUUUUUUUUUUGCUUCUGAAAAGCCACAAAAUAUAGUUGUGCCUGCCCUGAGAGAACACUGCUUUGCUUUUCCACAUUUAAGAGAGGGGCAUAUGGAGCACGAGGCUUCAAAAUGCUUGUCCAGACCUCCUUUUGAGCAGGACUAGGUGCAAAGUGUUCUAGAGAGGAGAGGUGAAUCUUCUGGUAAGACUUUCAGUGGAAUUAAGGUCUCUUUGUCUCGAUCUGGGUGAUCCAAAGGCACACUUUUCAAGAGCUCUUUAGUCAGUAAUACAGGAAUGUGUGCUAUAUGUGCUUUCCUGAAAACAUAGAGGAGGAACAACUAACUGGAGUGAGGAAUCAUCUUCUGCGUGGAGAUACUUUUUCUCAGUCUGCCAAAACUGCCCCCUUGAAUUCUCCCACCACAUUAGGUAGUAAAGGACAAGAGCUGUUUUAAGGAAAGGUUUUAAUCUCUUUACUGACCUGUUUAGUGACCUCUUGGAGAGCUGCUCAGUUCACACUGAGAAAUUUUAUUCUACUUUUUUCAGCAAUUCAGAUGUAAUAAGCAGUGAUUUGAGUAUCUUUCUGGCACUGCUUUGCUGGUGUCAGGUUAAGUGCUGCUCGUGGCAUGGUAGAUUUCCAUGUAUAUGUAUUGGAGAAGAUCAGAGUUGCCCUUUUUACUUGUGGGAAAACUGCCCUUCAGCACUAGUUCUCCAUAAGCUCUGCAGUCUGUUCCUAGCUACUGGCCUGAAGACUCCACUCCUGAGAGCUGUUCCAUAGCCAGCUGGGAGGAGAAAAAUGGAGACAAAAACUCCAGGGUUGUGCUCUGAAUCCAUGUUUUCAUCAUCAAGUUUUGCACUUUCUUCUUUUGUUCAUUUAGCACUGGGCUGCUAUUAAAGAUCAGGUUUGAUCUGACUGCAAGCAAUAAUCUACAUUCCCACACUUCCCAAACAGAUUUGGGUGGCAGGGCCUGUGGUCUAAUAACGUACAGGUUUUUUGAGGUUUUAUAGUCUACUCUGGCAUUAUAAACACCGUUAUGUAAAUUAUUUAUGCAGGUUUUUUUCCAGGCAAAGUGACAGGUUACUUUUGUGGCUGCUGUUCUAGACUGGUUUAUAUUUGAGGUUAUUUGGGUACUGACAGGAGGGGCAGAGUGUGUGUUCCAGGAUUGCUGGGCCUGGCCUUCUUUCUGGCAGCUGCUGGGUUCACAAAAGCAUCACUGUGUGCAUUUAUAAUGAUGAGACAUUCACUGAUUCAUUUAUAAACUACACUAAUAUUAAGUUACCCGAAGUGAUGCUUCUUCCUCAGUUAAAAUUAUUUACUUUUUUUAAAUCCUUUUUAGCUGAAAAUUGGCAGAUUCCUUUACCCUUUUGACAGGGAUCCCUCUCUGAGAUAUUGUGACCAGCAGGGUUGGUUAUUUUAAUUUCUUCUCAUAACUAUGUAGACACUCUUAAGCCAUCAUAGAUUUGGACUUUGUUUUGAAUAAAUACAAAUUACACUGGGUUGGAGUUGCCUCUGGGUGACACUCAGGGGAUAUAGUGCAGACAUUCAGACUAUAGUAGAGGUUAACUGUUGUUGUGUUUUGACUGUAGAACUUGAAUAUGUGUUUAAUUUUUUGUGAACAGAUUGAUGACUCUUCUGCAUCUAUUUCUCUGGCCCAGCUUACUAAGGUAUAUAUAUAUAUAUUCUUGUCAAAUACUUUAAAAAGUGUUUGCUUCCUAGUUUUAAAUUGAUACUGUGAUCUAUAGUUGGAUAACUGUUGUAAUUGGAAGAAACCCUUUAAUUUUUAAUAACUUAAAGUAUUUAUUUUAAUUUUAAAUUUGUGUAUAUUUUGAUACUAUCCUGUAAAGAGUAGUUCCCAGUUUGGGAAGAUAGAAGGGGAGUACCUUAUCAGCCUCAGCAUAAUGUUGCAGUAUUACUCAUCCUCAAGACACAAAGAAGAAGCGCUUCAGAAGCUGUUUUACCGUUUUUCAUACGUUUCAUUAAUUUUGCGUUGGAAACUAACCCAGUUUGUACAGAAGAAUUUAAUUGGCUGUAAGUUCCGGACAUUCCAGGGGGGUUUGACCAGCCACAAGAGAAGCGGUUCUGUACCAUGGACAAUUGCAUGGCCAUUUUUGAAUUCCUAGUCAUAGUUACAGACCCAUUCUCUGAAUGCUGCACAAUUCCAUAAAUUCUGGGAUUUAUACAGUGGACAACCCGAUCUAAUUUGUUUGAACACAGACUGUGUAAAUUGUGUAAAUGUACCUCAUUGUUUAUAGGAAUAUACCAAUGUGUAUGUGUGGCAUCUGAGCAGCUGUGACCUUUCGAAACUGUUGUAAUGCCAUGUUUUGCUCGGGAACUGCUUGCAUUUUUGCUCACCAAUGUGUAAUUUGUCUGGGAAAGCACUAGUGACUGCACUGUGUGGACAGACGGGUGCUCAACCACCGGUCCCUAAAGCUACAGGCAGCAGAGCAGGCAGGGCCUGAGGCAGAGCAGCUGGUUCUUCAUCCUCAGAAUAAAGUUCAUUUCCUGUAAAAGGAGAUCUCUUCCCACUGGUAACUUUUUCCCUCUUCACUACAGAAAUUAAAUUGUGUACAUUGGCCAAAAAAGAAAAAUUUAUAUAUAUAUAUAGUUUGGAAGGGAGCCACCAAAAGCAAUUGGUCCCCAUUAGUGCUGUCCCUAAACAUGUCCUCGGGUUUGUAACCUCAUGUGAAGUUUUACUCUAAAAUGUGCAAAGGUGUCCAAGGGGUGGGUGUACACAUUUAAACUUUUGAGGAAAUCUAAAAUGCAGGAAGAUGCCACCAAGCAACUCAGCACUGUUGCUCCCUCUAACCACUCUAGUGCAGCCCGGCUCAGCACGGAGGCAAUGUGUUAACAGUUCUCUGGUGAUUAUUACUAUGUAUGAAAUGCCAUAUUUGAAUUUUGGUCUAUUCCUACUAAUGUUUUGUGGCUUUUGGAUGUGUUUUGUAACCUGUUUGGGUUCAAACAAAUUAGUCAAGUAUUAUCUGUAAAGCUUUCUGUAACUGUUAAUGGAAAUGGUUUCAUAGCUGGCGAUCCGGAUUCUGUUACUGUGGAGAAAAACUGUGUAUAUGAAACAACCAUUUAAUAAAAUGUUGAAACUA